GGGAAGCCGGUGGCCGCGGCUGCGGAACGGGCGGAGGCUGCCGGUUUCGUAACCGUCGCUCCUCCUCGCUGACUCGCGGGCUGUGAGGCCUGGGUCGGCUCGGGCCGCACCGCGCGGGGCCGCUCGGAGUGGAGGCCGCCUGGGGGCAGGCGGGCUGGAGGAGCAGGUACAUGUGAAGAUUUUUUGGCAGCUUAGCGUGGAAACCAUUGAUCACCUUGCUCUCGUUUCUACCUGUUCUGUGUUGGCAAGGGAGAGUGCCCAAAUGAGCAAGAUAUCGCAGCAAAACAGCACUCCAGGGGUGAACGGAAUUAGUGUUAUCCAUACCCAGGCACAUGCCAGCGGCUUACAGCAGGUUCCUCAGCUGGUGCCUGCUGGCCCUGGGGGAGGAGGCAAAGCCGUGGCUCCCAGCAAGCAGAGCAAAAAGAGCUCGCCCAUGGAUCGAAACAGCGAUGAGUAUCGGCAGCGCCGAGAGAGGAACAACAUGGCUGUGAAAAAGAGCCGGCUGAAAAGCAAGCAGAAAGCACAAGACACGCUGCAGAGAGUCAAUCAGCUCAAGGAAGAGAAUGAACGGUUGGAAGCAAAAAUCAAAUUGCUGACCAAGGAAUUAAGUGUACUCAAAGAUUUGUUUCUUGAGCACGCGCACAACCUUGCAGACAACGUACAGUCCAUUAGCACUGAAAAUACGACAGCAGAUGGCGACAGUGCAGGACAGUAGACCUCACCCUUUCCAGACUUCACAGCUUGUGGUUUGAACGUUAAAGGUGUGACCACCGACACCACUCAUGUCAGUGGCUGAAAGUUGUCCUUUUCCAUGAUUCAAAGACCCAUUGAAGGUUAUUUUCUAGGAUCAGCACUGAAGAGUUGAUUAGCUAAAAAUGUUAGCCUUGUAAUUCGAAUAUCUGGUUUUAAAUGAUAGAGAUUUUUGUGGGCGUCAAAAUCCCCCAAAUGUUAAGGUAUAUGGUAAAAAAAAAAAGAACCAUCUGGGAUCCCGAUGUUCUUAAUAAAUCCUGACUUCCCAAGAAGUGCUUCUUUUUUAAGUUGACAAAAGGAAUGGGGAACUGGCAGGCCAUGCAGAAGGUUCUUGGUAUUAAUGGGUAGACUGAAUUGGAUUAAGAAAAGUUGAAUGCCAAAUCUAUUUGUGAUUUUCUUCUGAAUUAUGUAUUAUAAAUUCAUAGAGCUAUAGAAAGCAAUGAGUGAGUAAUUUGGAGUGAUUUUAUGUAUGGCAUAAACUUUGUUUUAACAUAAUUAGUACUGUUUUCCCCCAAAAGUACAAGUUUUUGAAUAGUGAUGUCAGGUUAAGUAAAGAAACCUCAUCACAUCUUAUAGACAUUGUGUGGCCAAU
This is a messenger RNA of Macaca mulatta (Rhesus monkey), 1342 nucleotides long. RefSeq names its product CCAAT enhancer binding protein gamma (gene CEBPG). Gene Ontology annotation, molecular function: DNA-binding transcription factor activity, RNA polymerase II-specific; RNA polymerase II cis-regulatory region sequence-specific DNA binding. Gene Ontology annotation, biological process: regulation of transcription by RNA polymerase II; DNA-templated transcription. The record is from RefSeq and is marked provisional. NCBI's taxonomy places the organism in Eukaryota, Metazoa, Chordata, Mammalia, Primates, Cercopithecidae.